GAGGAGCUGCCCGGUCCCACCUCGUCCGACGUCCUGUUCUACCAGCUGACCUCCGGCUCGACGGGCGUGCCAAAGGUGAUCCCCGAGACGCACGCCGCCGUGAUCCACCACAUCCGCUCCACGGCCCAGGGUUGCGCCGCCCUUCCGGGAGAGGAGACGAGCCUCAACUGGCUGCCGUUCGAUCACGUCGUGCCGAUACUCACCUACCACUUUGCGGACGCCUACCUCGGCCGCGCCGCCGUGCAGCUGCCGACGGACGAGGUGAUUGCCGACCCGCUGGCCUGGCUGCGCAGCCUGGCGGCGCACCGCGUCACCCACUCUUGGUCGCCCAACUUUGGCUUCAAGCUCGCGGCCUCCGCGCUGCGCGAGGGCGGGCUCGACGCCACCGCCGCGAGGGAGUCGCUCGGAGACCUGUCGUGCGUCCGCCGGCUGAUGAACGCGGGCGAGCAGGUGACC
This is a messenger RNA of Emiliania huxleyi CCMP1516, 456 nucleotides long. RefSeq lists its product as hypothetical. The record is from RefSeq and is a predicted model, not a curated record. NCBI's taxonomy places the organism in Eukaryota, Haptophyta, Isochrysidales, Noelaerhabdaceae. The transcript has a single exon. The annotation marks the transcript as partial.